Molecule: messenger RNA, 1476 nt
Organism: Wallemia mellicola CBS 633.66
Lineage: Eukaryota; Fungi; Basidiomycota; Wallemiomycetes; Wallemiales; Wallemiaceae
Product: AAA-domain-containing protein
Exons: 9
Coding region: 44-1357 (437 amino acids)
Biological process (GO): vacuole organization; endosomal transport
Molecular function (GO): ATP hydrolysis activity; ATP binding
Source: RefSeq, a predicted model, not a curated record
ACUCACUCCCAUCUCCAUAUCUCUCACGCCUUUAUCAUAGACGAUGAGCACAUCAAACUCAAAUUUCCUAGAUAAAGCCAUAGAUUUGGUCUCUAAUGCUAUAGAGGAGGAUGUAAAAACAAACUACGCUGAAGCACUGAGAUUAUACCUCAACGCGUUAGAUUACUUUAUGAUGGCUCUCAAAUACGAAAAGAACCCAUCAUUGAAGACGAUGAUACGAGGUAAAUUAGUCGACUACAUCACGAGAGCAGAAAAGCUUAAACAACAUAUUGCAAAAAGCGACGAGAACAAGAAACAGCCACUUGGUAGCACUAAUUCUGGUGGUACUAACCCUGGACAGCCUGGUAAAGAAUCCGAGAACGAUGACGCGGAGACUAAGAAGCUGCGGGCGGGUUUAUCCAACUCAAUUUUGCAAGAAACACCAAAUGUAAGCUGGGAUGACGUUGCCGGUCUUGAAGUCGCAAAAGAAGCUCUCAAAGAGGCUGUCAUCUUGCCUAUUAAGUUCCCACAUUUAUUCACAGGCAAUCGUAAACCAUGGCGUGGUAUCCUCCUAUACGGUCCACCAGGUACCGGUAAAUCAUAUCUCGCGAAAGCAGUCGCAACAGAAUCAAAGUCCACGUUCUUUAGUGUUUCUUCUUCUGAUUUAGUCAGUAAAUGGAUGGGUGAAUCUGAAAGAUUAGUCAAAAAUCUCUUUGCUAUGGCAAGAGAAAACAAACCAUCAAUUAUCUUUAUUGAUGAAGUCGACAGUUUAGCUGGUACGAGAGGUGAUGGUGAAUCAGAAGCAAGCAGAAGAAUAAAGACUGAAUUUCUCGUUCAAAUGAACGGUGUUGGAAAUGAUGAUAACGGAGUCCUAGUACUCGGUGCAACUAAUAUACCUUGGUCAUUAGAUGUUGCAAUCAAGAGAAGAUUUGAAAAAAGAAUAUACAUACCCCUGCCUGAACCAGAAGCCAGAAAAGAAAUGUUUAGACUGAAUGUUGGCGAAACACCAUGCAGGUUGACACAAAAAGAUUACAGAUUAUUAGCUGAAAAAACUGAUGGUUACUCUGGUUCUGAUAUCGCGAUCGUUGUAAGAGAUGCGCUCAUGCAACCUGUUCGCAAGGUCCUCUCCGCUACGCACUUCAAAGAAAUUUAUGUAGAUGGUGAAGAUGGCACAUCUAAUAGAAAGCUCACGCCUUGUUCACCAGGUGAUCCUCAAGCAUUUGAGGGUAGCUGGUCAGGUAUUGACUCAAAUGAGUUACUCGAACCUGAUUUAGCACUUAAUGAUUUUAUCAAAGCCAUCAAUAGCACACGACCGACCGUUACGGAUGAGGAUAUUCGCAGACAUAUGGAAUUCACAAACGAAAGUGGAGAACAGUAAUAUUGCGAUUAUACUCGAAAUUAAUGAUGUUAUUUAACGUUAAGCAUAAAAUUUUUGAUUCUUUUGUACAAUCUUGAUUUUUUGCUAAUGUUGAUGUAUGUUUCCGUCUUAUGAACACA